This is a messenger RNA of Rhinolophus ferrumequinum (greater horseshoe bat), 3633 nucleotides long. RefSeq names its product poly(A) binding protein cytoplasmic 1 like (gene PABPC1L). The transcript has 14 exons. Gene Ontology annotation, molecular function: poly(A) binding; mRNA 3'-UTR binding; poly(U) RNA binding. Lineage: Eukaryota; Metazoa; Chordata; Mammalia; Chiroptera; Rhinolophidae. The coding region runs from base 1525 to 3429 and encodes 634 amino acids. Gene Ontology annotation, cellular component: nucleus; ribonucleoprotein complex; cytosol. The record is from RefSeq and is a predicted model, not a curated record.
UUUGCUUCUGUGGUGGUUAUAUUGCCUAGCAAGCACACCCAUGGUUGUGAAAAUAGUAUAGCAAAAAAAGAAAAAUCCCCAGUUAUCGAUGUGCUAGAUUUGUGUAUGUCUUUUAAACAGUUCUAGUUUCCACCUUACACGGAAUAAUCAGGAAUAAGUGUACAAAUUCAAACGUGAAAUAAAAAAUUUUAUCAGUUAGUUGCCUGUGAAUUGAUGUGUGGCACCAUCUCUAUCACUACUACCAGAACUAGCUAACUUUUUUGAUUACACUUACUUUUUGGCUCUACUCUUUAAAAGUAGGCAACCGCUUUGUGGUCAUCCUUUAGAACCAGAAGUGUCGUAAAGGGGAAGACAUUACCUUUAAUUAACACAGAGCCUAUCCACCUUCCACAACAAAGCAUCCAGCUGUUAGGGCUUCUUUGGGGGCUUCUAAGAUUUGGUACAGUUACUUCGCAUCCCAUUUAAGCCGUGUUCCUCACCCCACCCGCCUUUGUAAACCCUGAGAUGUAACCAAGACAGAGAUGGCUGCAUAAGGCCUGGGCAUCUCCAAGGUUAUGCCAGUCUCUCCUCUAUCCCAAUGCUUCAUGGGAGCCUACAGCACUUUCAUGGGAUUUGUUCCUUUCUGAAAAUGUCCACACUUCCACAGAGAAAAAAAUCAGGAUGGGGGAUAUUUUCGUUUUCACCCCAAGAUUAAAAUUGGUGCUUUCUUGCUACUGUCAGCUGGGCAACGAGACUAGUUCCUGCUCCUGGUUCCAGAGCUGCUCCACCUAUUGAAGUCACACCCAACCAAAGGGCAGUGGGAACCUACCUGCUUUGUUGCAGCAAGAAACAGUCCCUGAGAGGCGCGUGAAGUACAUCGCACACUGUAUUGGAAUUCACAAAUGACUACACCACCUAUUGAGGCUGCAAACGCACAGGGGGACUUGCUGCUCUUGGGGCCACUGCCAAGACCUUCGUUUUAUUAGGUCCCCCCUUUUCCCAUAGAGGCUAGGUCACAACUAACUAGGUGAACCUUCCUGGUGGUGUGCAGGUGGACUGGAUUUGUUAUGAGAAAGGUUGCAGGAAAUAUCCCACAGAAAGGUCUUAAUAGCCAGUGUCAAGGAAGGCCUUGGUGGUCUCAAAUUCUCAUACAGCCUUCAGUCCCAACUCAACCUGUACUAGAAGGGUGCGACUGGAUCCGAGCUGUCUUAAUGAGAAAAAGACACCUUUCAGGUGGCUUGGUGCACAAGCUUUGAAACUGGUCAUCUGCCUCCGAAUUCUCCCACUUACUGUGAAACACGCACAGGACGCAGCAUUGUCUAAUCCUUGCGAAGAGGAAGUUUACAGAGAAGGGAAGCGGGCCCAGAAAGGCAGUGACAUUAGGGAUUAUUUAGAGCCCAGAGCUCCACCGCAUCCCCGCAGCCCUACCCCAGGCCAGGUGAGGGCUCUCCCCGCAUCCGGAGGCGGGGUCAGAGAUGCCGCCCACCUGAGGCUUCUAGAACGCUGAGGGACACAGGUGACUUGCACCCCGACGUGACGGAAGCCAUGCUCUACGAGAAAUUCUCGCCUGCCGGCCCCAUCCUGUCCAUCCGCGUGUGCCGCGACGUGGCCACACGCCGCUCGCUGGGCUAUGCUUACAUCAACUUCCAGCAGCCGGCCGACGCGGAGCGGGCACUGGACACAAUGAACUUUGAGGUGAUGAAAGGCCAGCCCAUCCGCAUCAUGUGGUCCCAGAGAGACCCAGGACUUCGCAAGUCGGGUGUGGGCAACAUCUUCAUCAAGAACCUGGAGGAUUCCAUUGACAACAAGGCCUUAUAUGACACCUUCUCCACCUUUGGGAACAUCCUCUCUUGCAAGGUGGUGUGUGACAAUCACGGCUCCCGAGGCUUUGGCUUUGUCCAUUUUGAGACCCACGAGGCCGCACAGCAGGCCAUCAGCACCAUGAACGGGAUGCUGCUCAACAACCGUAAAGUCUUCGUCGGCCACUUCAAGUCCCGACAGGAGCGGGAGGCCGAGCUGGGGGCUCGGGCCAUGGAGUUCACCAACAUCUAUGUGAAGAACUUCCAAGUGGAUGUGGACGAGCAGGGCCUGCAGGAACUCUUCUCUCAGUUUGGGAAGAUGCUGAGUGUGAAGGUGAUGAGGGAUGACAGCGGCAACUCCCGGGGCUUUGGCUUUGUCAACUUUGAGAAGCAUGAGGAAGCCCAGAAGGCUGUGAUGGACAUGAACGGGAAGGAGGUGAGCGGACGGCUGCUCUAUGUGGGCCGGGCCCAGAAGCGGGGGGAGCGGCAGAAUGAGCUGAAGCGCAGGUUCGAGCAGAUGAAGAUGAAGCAGGACCGGCUGAACCGUUACCAGGGUGUGAACCUGUAUGUAAAGAACCUGGAUGAUUCCAUUGAUGAAGAGAAACUAAGGAAAGAGUUCUCUCCCUAUGGAGUGAUCACCAGUGCCAAGGUGAUGACAGAGGGUGGCCACAGCAAAGGGUUUGGCUUUGUGUGUUUUUCCUCUCCAGAAGAGGCGACGAAGGCCGUGACAGAGAUGAACGGGCGCAUCGUCGGCACCAAGCCGCUGUACGUGGCGCUGGCCCAGCGCAAAGAAGAGCGGAAGGCCAUCUUGACCAACCAGUACAUGCAGCGCCUCUCCACCGUGCGGGCCCUGCGCGGCCCGCUCCUGGGCUGCUGGAAGGAGCCCGCCAGCUACUUCCUGCCCGCCGUGCCCCAGCCUCCAGCCCAGGCUGCGUACUACGGCUCUGGCCCACCUGUGCAGCCUGCGCCCAGGUGGACGGCCCAACCACCUAGAUCCUUGUCCGCCUACCCUCCAGCUGCCUCAAUGGCCCAGCCACCGGCCAUGUCUCGGCACCCCCUGUCCCAUGUCAGCAGUGUCCGACAGGUCUCCACCCAGGUGUCACACCAGGUGCCUCACGCUCCAAGAGUUGCCAACAUUGGUACCCAGACCUCCAGACCUGGUGGGGCGGGAUGCUGUACGCCAGGCAAGCCUCUCCUGACACACAGAUAUCCCUCGGCAAUGCCUAGUCCCCAUGGGGUCCAGGAGUCUGCUGUGUGCGUCCCCGGACAGGAGCCCCUGACCGCGUCCAUGCUGGCUGCAGCACCAUUGCAUGAGCAAAAGCAGAUGAUUGGUGAGCGUCUCUAUCCCCUUAUCCAUGACGUCCACACCCAGCUGGCUGGCAAGAUCACGGGCAUGCUGCUGGAGAUCGACAACUCGGAGCUGCUGCUCAUGCUGGAGUCCCCAGAAUCCCUCAAUGCCAAGGUGGGCUGGAGCCUGGGUGGCCGGACGAGGGCUAAGCACAAAGGUGCCUCCUGUGUGAGCCAGCAGGCUGCCGCUUGGACCAAGUUUAUCUUCUUAAUCCCAGCUGGUACCUGGGGAAUCUUGGGGUGGGACAGAGUGAUGCUCUGUAGCUCCCUGGGCGAGGUUUCGGCACAAGGAGCUGUGUUCUGAUUCAGUACCAGGUUUUCCCAGCGGGCCAGCACUGUACAUCUGUCUUGAGAAGGUGACCGUGGGUUUCUGUCAGGGGCGCUUACGAGCAGCAGUCGGAUGAGGGCUCUGUGGAGACGCUGUGGAGGGCGAGUUCUUGUAUCUGCUGUGCCGAGGCAGGUCGGGGCUCUCCGGGAACCCUGCUGGGGCAGCUGCCUAAGCCCCUCC